This is a messenger RNA of Nerophis lumbriciformis (worm pipefish), 1161 nucleotides long. NCBI's taxonomy places the organism in Eukaryota, Metazoa, Chordata, Actinopteri, Syngnathiformes, Syngnathidae. The record is from RefSeq and is a predicted model, not a curated record.
AGUUUUAUACAUAGCAUGUUCCUUCGGGGGAACUAAUAGGUAAUAUUUACAUGCGUAUUGUAUGAAUUUAAUUGUUUUGUAGGUUACUGUACCUUGAUGUAUACAUUAAAUAUCCAGUUUGACGUGCCGGUAUAUGAGAAACAGUUUUGACGCAAGCGGCAGGGGGAACUAUCUAGGUGGAAGUGAUCUUUGGCUUCCAAUGGCAACUGGCCUGUCAGGUGGAGCGUGGGAGGAAACCGCUAUUUGUAAACUGGAAUAUCACAAUAAGGAAGCGCAGGCCCUGUCAUGGUGUGGCGUGGCAGACAUGACGGAUGUGGAGGCGACUUAUGAGGACUUCAUCGCCUCUCGACGAUCCGGCCGAAGGAACGCCAUCCACGACAUCCCAGCGGCCCCCGGGGAGCCGGGACCCGCGGACUUUUCGGCGAGCCUGACGCAGCUCAACAUCAACAAACCAGCUGACAAAGGUGAAGACUCUGAGAAAAGCAAGUCGUCUUCAUCUAAAGACGAGGACAGCCAGUAAAAAAUAAACGCUAUACCGCCAUGAGGAAGUCAUUGUUGCUAUGGCAACCACAUUUGCAUUUCCAGCUCCUCCCUGAGCUCAUUUUUAUACUCGGAGCUGACACAGGGUCAGUUCAGAGAAGGGGUGAGGGGUCAUUAGCACAGACCUUAACGCCCCUCCAGGAUUCCAGGAUCAUGAUUGGACGCCGCCAUGUAUAAUUCCCCAAAACUGUAACACAAUGUCCUUCCCAGAAGCUGCGUUUCAUACAAAUGGCCUGAAGAAGGCAGCACUGUUUGUCUAAUAUUGUGUUCACUGUAUGGGAACAAUGUGCACUGUGCACUGAAUACAGCUAUGAAUAUUUAUUGUUGCUAAUGUGCAUCAUCAUCUGUAUAGUUUUAAUUUAUUCCUAUCACUUCUGCAUUUUUGUGAAUACUGCACCUGAUUUUAUAUGAUAAAUGCAGUACAUCUAUUAACACACUGCCAUUUAGAAAAAUAAAACAAAUGUGCAUUUGAUACAAAAGCAUGAGUAUAAUCGCAGAUGAAUUUAAUGUAUGUUUACAAGAGCCAAGAAGUAAUUCCAGCAUUGAUGUACAAUUUACAAACUUUUUAUAUAUGUCUUUUUGUAGUUUGGAUGAGAAAAUAAAUUGGACAGGAUGACUAAA